Messenger RNA from Chelmon rostratus (copperband butterflyfish), 2183 nucleotides. Its product is annotated as synaptosomal-associated protein 25-A-like. Gene Ontology annotation, biological process: exocytosis; synaptic vesicle priming; synaptic vesicle fusion to presynaptic active zone membrane. Gene Ontology annotation, cellular component: synaptobrevin 2-SNAP-25-syntaxin-1a-complexin I complex; plasma membrane. The coding region runs from base 164 to 778 and encodes 204 amino acids. Gene Ontology annotation, molecular function: syntaxin-1 binding; voltage-gated potassium channel activity; SNAP receptor activity. The record is from RefSeq and is a predicted model, not a curated record. The transcript has 8 exons. NCBI's taxonomy places the organism in Eukaryota, Metazoa, Chordata, Actinopteri, Chaetodontiformes, Chaetodontidae.
GUUUCCACCGGGGACAGUCCCGUUGAGUGGAGCGGCGGCACGGACCGACAUUUUCAUCCCGAGUCCCGACAAACACAGCAAAAUAAAAAGAAGACGAAGAAGAAGAAGAGCCGAAGAAGCGAAACCAGUCUUUCUUGUUUGAAGUCAAAGUUCAGCAGUCAUCAUGGCCGACGAAUCAGACAUGCGCAAUGAGCUGGCCGACCUGCAGACACGCGCAGACCAGAUAGCGGAUGAGUCUCUGGAGAGCACUCGGCGUAUGCUGGCUCUAGUCGAGGAGAGUAAAGAUGCCGGCAUCAGGACUCUGGUCAUGUUGGAUGAGCAGGGAGAACAACUUGAUCGUGUGGAGGAGGGCAUGAACAAGGUGAACGCAGACCUGAAGGAGGCCGAGAAAGAUUUAAAAGAUAUAGGACAAUGCUGUGGUCUGAUAUGCCCAUGUAUUAAAAAGAUUAAGGGCGGGGGCCAGGCUUGGGGAGGGAACCAGGAUGGAGUGGUGAACAGCCAGCCAGGGGCUCGAGUGGUGGACGAACGUGAACAGAUGGCCAUCAGUGGGGGCUUCAUCCGCAGGGUAACAGAUGAUGCCAGGGAGAAUGAGAUGGAUGAGAACCUGGAGCAGGUGGGCGGGAUCAUUGGCAAUCUGCGUCACAUGGCCCUGGACAUGGGCCAGGAGAUCGACACCCAGAACCGCCAGAUCGAUAGGAUCAUGGAGAAGGCCGACUCCAACAAGACCAGGAUUGACGAGGCCAACCAGCGUGCUACAAAGAUGUUGGGCAGUGGCUAAACUGCAGCGAAAAAGUGCUUUCAUCCCCGUUAACCCCCAUCACCCGAAAAAUAACAACACCAACCAAGCCCAGCCCCCAACACCAACGCCCAGCGCCCACCUCCUAUGCUCGACAGCAGGCGCUGCAACAUCAUGCUUUUAUUGUGAUACUUGUAGAGGUUUGCACACAUGCACAUAUCAUACAUCCCUCUGCCCCCCUUUCAGUCCUGCCCAUCACUUCCCUCUCCCUUCCCUCCCCUUGUUGUCAAUGUUGUUCUGUGGUGUCGCUCUUUUGAUUUUGUGAAGAAACAAUAUUUCUGUCACACAUCGUCCACUCAGACUCUCUCCACUCUGUACAUAGUGCUUCUUAAAUGGCUUCAUUCCAGAUCGUUUGUCCUGUUUUCUUCAUCACCCUUUUUUUUUAAGUCUGCGUGUAACAUGAACUGUAUGAACACGUUGUUCCGAGAUGUCCUUCCCCCAUGUCAGUGUUCUGAUGUUGUCCAUGUAAGGCACACUGUGUAUCCAUCAGUUAAGAUGUCGUGAUGCUACAUGAUAAGGCCACAGUGAAUACUUGCUGUGAAUACAGUGAACGUAGAGCCGUCACAGCUCGUAACCAAGGCCACUGUUUGAAUACAAAUUCAUUCAAUGUAGAUGUGGAGCCACUCAGAUCUUAAUAUCAUAGUAAAGCAUGGAUACUCAGCGAAGUCUCUGUAAGUAUUUGAGGCAUCUGGAUGAAAAGGUGGCUUUUUGAUCCUGAUUGUUAGUGUAUUUUACCAACUCUAUUGAUGGAGCAGUAUUAACACAAUUUGAUGCUAUUGAUUGUAUAGUAUGUACCUUUUCCUCAGGGAGCUAAAUCUGACCAUUCAAAGGCAAGGGUUGAAUAUUUAACUGAUUUGUUGUAAUUCAUAAAAACUUUAUCACGAGGCUCAGUGUUUAUGCAGAUAUUUGUUUGUGAUCCGAACAGCGCUGUUGUUGAGACUCUUGUUUAACCAUGAAAAACAUCGGGCAUUAACCAGAAUAGCCAACAUUGACUGAUUGAUAACGAAAGCAGGUGGAGCUUUGCUGGAGGCCAGAGUUCAACAGCAAUCAAUUCAACCGUUAGGAAAAGUUACAGGUGCGUCAACAACCUCUUCACACACCAGGCCAGACUGCUUUUACCCAUGAUUCAACCCUAGCAAUAUCAAGUAGCGCGUUAAGUGUGUUAUGCAUGUCCAUCCGCUGCUAGAUGACACUGAAUAAUUCAUUUAUCCAGGCAAAAAUAUUCUAACAUGGCAACUGCAUGCUACAUAUGUAGGCCACACAGAGGAGAGGCCCAUAUUUAUCUGCAAUAGUGCCACUCUUUGUUUCAUGUCUCUUUACCUUUCCAGACUGUGACCACCACUGUAAAUUAAUACCUUGGAAAAUGCCAAUAAAACCAUCAUAACUG